Myripristis murdjan (pinecone soldierfish) is the source of this 4938-nucleotide messenger RNA. It is a transcript of the gene atp9a, whose product is annotated as ATPase phospholipid transporting 9A. Gene Ontology annotation, biological process: phospholipid translocation; endocytosis; retrograde vesicle-mediated transport, Golgi to endoplasmic reticulum. Bases 38 to 3178 code for a protein of 1046 amino acids. The transcript is spliced from 28 exons. The record is from RefSeq and is a predicted model, not a curated record. Gene Ontology annotation, cellular component: plasma membrane; endosome; trans-Golgi network. Gene Ontology annotation, molecular function: ATPase-coupled intramembrane lipid carrier activity; magnesium ion binding; ATP binding. NCBI's taxonomy places the organism in Eukaryota, Metazoa, Chordata, Actinopteri, Holocentriformes, Holocentridae.
GGCUGACUGCCUACAGCUCCGAGCAGAGGCUGCCGGAAUGACGGACAAUAUCCCCCUACAACCCGUGCGACGCCAGAAAAGACACGACAAUAAACACAAGAAUGGGUGCUGUCCGUGGUCGCGGUGCUGUGGCAUGGGUGACUUCCGUCCCCGCACGGUGUGGCUCGGCCACCCAGAAAAGAGGGAGCAGAGGUACCCCAGGAAUGUCAUUAACAACCAGAAGUACAACUUCUUCACCUUCCUGCCUGGGGUGCUGUUCAAUCAGUUCAAGUACUUCUUCAACUUGUACUUUCUGCUCCUGGCCUGCUCUCAGUUUGUGAAUGAGCUGCGGUUAGGUGCCCUCUACACCUACUGGGUGCCUUUGGGCAUCGUGCUGAUUAUUACCAUGAUUAGAGAGGCAGUUGAAGAGAUUAGAUGUUACCUCCGGGACAAAGAAGUUAACUCGCAGAUUUAUAGCAAGCUUUCAACAAGAGGCACAGUGAAGGUUAAAAGCAGUGGAAUUCAAGUCGGCGACCUUAUAAUUGUGGAAAAGAACCAGCGUGUUCCUGCUGACAUGAUCUUUUUAAGGACCUCUGAAAGAAAUGGCUCCUGUUUCCUGCGGACUGACCAGCUGGAUGGAGAGACUGACUGGAAACUGCGCCUCCCAGUGGCCUGCACACAGAGGCUGCCCACAGCUGCUGACCUUCUCCAAAUCAGGUCAUAUGUGUACGCAGAGGAACCAAACAUUGACAUCCAUAACUUUAUUGGAACUUUCACCCGGGAAGAUGGAGACCCUCCAGUCAACGAAAGUCUGAGCAUUGAGAACACGCUGUGGGCCAGCACUGUCAUCGCCUCUGGCACUGUGGUGGGGGUUGUGAUUUACACAGGCAAGGAGCUGCGCAGUGUCAUGAACACCUCCAAUCCAAAGCACAAGGUGGGGUUGUUUGACCUGGAAGUGAACUGUUUGACCAAGAUCCUGUUUGGGGCGCUGGUGGUGGUGUCGCUGGUCAUGGUGGCCCUGCAGCACUUUGCCGGGCGUUGGUACCUGCAGAUCUUCCGCUUCCUGCUGCUCUUCUCUAACAUCGUGCCCAUCAGUUUGCGUGUUAAUCUCGACAUGGGGAAGAUGGUUUUCAGUUGGAUGAUCAGAAAAGACUCAAAGAUCCCCGGGACCGUGGUGAGGGCGAGCACCAUACCCGAGCAGCUUGGACGCAUCUCUUACCUGCUGACCGACAAAACAGGGACUCUCACACAAAAUGAAAUGGUGUUCAGGCGGCUCCAUCUUGGGACUGUGGCAUACGGGAUGGACUCGAUGGAUGAAGUACAAAGCCAUGUGUUCAGUGCCUACACACAGCCCACACACGACCUUCCAGCCUCCAGAGCUCCUGCAGCCACCAAGGUACGUAAGACCAUCAGCAGCAGAGUGCACGAGGCAGUAAAGGCCAUCGCCCUGGUGCACAACGUGACGCCGGUGUACGAGGCCAACGGUGUGACGGACCAGGCCGAGGCAGAGCAGCAUUAUGAAGACACCUGCAGAGUGUACCAGGCUGCCAGCCCAGAUGAGGUGUCGCUGGUGCAGUGGACUGAGAGUGUUGGACUGACGCUGGUGGGAAGGGACCAGUCCUCCAUGCAGCUGCGGACACCUAGUGGCCAAAUCCUGAACUUCACCAUCCUGCAGAUGUUCCCCUUCACCUAUGAGAGCAAGAGGAUGGGCAUCAUCGUUCGAGACGAAUCUACUGGAGAAAUCACGUUCUACAUGAAAGGCGCUGAUGUGGUGAUGGCCGGCAUUGUCCAGUAUAAUGACUGGCUGGAAGAAGAGUGUGGGAAUAUGGCGAGGGAAGGCCUGAGAGUCCUUGUGGUCUCCAAAAAAUCCCUGACAGAGGAGCAGUACCAGGACUUUGAGGCGCGGUACGUCCAGGCCAAGCUAAGUGUCCAUGACCGCUCUCUGAAGGUGGCCACGGUGAUUGAGAGUCUGGAGAUGGAGAUGGAGCUGCUGUGUCUGACCGGGGUGGAGGACCAGCUCCAGGCUGAUGUCAGGCCCACCCUGGAGAUCCUCCGCAAUGCAGGCAUCAAGGUGUGGAUGCUGACAGGAGACAAGCUUGAGACGGCCACCUGCACUGCCAAAAAUGCGCAUCUGGUCACCCGCAACCAGGACAUCCACAUCUUCAGACCCGUGACAACACGAGGAGAAGCCCACCUGGAGCUCAACGCUUUCAGGAGAAAACACGACUGUGCGCUGGUGAUAUCCGGGGACUCACUUGAGGUUUGUCUGAAGUUCUAUGAGUAUGAGUUCAUGGAGCUGGCGUGCCAGUGUCCUGCCGUGGUGUGCUGCAGAUGCGCUCCCACUCAGAAGGCUCAGAUCGUCCGGCUGCUGCAGGAGCGCACGGGCAAACUCACCUGUGCUGUAGGGGACGGAGGAAACGAUGUCAGCAUGAUCCAGGAAGCCGACUGUGGCGUGGGAGUGGAGGGCAAAGAAGGAAAGCAGGCCUCCUUGGCCGCCGACUUCUCUGUGACUCAGUUCAAACACUUGGGCCGUCUCCUCAUGGUCCAUGGGCGGAACAGCUACAAGAGGUCUGCGGCCCUCAGCCAGUUCGUCAUCCACAGGAGCCUGUGCAUCAGCACCAUGCAGGCUGUUUUCUCCUCUGUUUUCUACUUUGCUUCAGUCCCGCUCUACCAAGGAUUCCUGAUUAUCGGCUACUCCACCAUCUACACCAUGUUCCCUGUGUUCUCCCUGGUCCUGGACAAAGAUGUUAAGUCAGAGGUUGCCAUGCUGUACCCAGAAUUAUACAAAGAUCUCUUGAAGGGCCGUCCGCUGUCUUUCAAGACAUUUCUAAUAUGGGUCUUAAUAAGUAUUUACCAAGGGAGUAUCAUCAUGUACGGGGCGCUGCUGCUCUUCGAGUCAGAAUUCGUCCACAUCGUUGCCAUUUCCUUCACCUCCCUGAUCCUCACGGAGCUGCUCAUGGUGGCUCUGACCAUUCAGACCUGGCACUGGCUCAUGAUAGUGGCCGAGCUCCUGAGCUUGGCUUGUUACAUCGCCUCCCUGGUGUUCCUGCACGAGUUCAUAGAUGUCUACUUCAUCACCACAGUAUCAUUCCUGUGGAAGGUGACUGUCAUCACCUUGGUGAGCUGUCUGCCCCUCUACAUCCUCAAGUACCUGCGGAGACGCUUUUCUCCCCCCAACUACUCCAAGCUGACCUCUUAGGAAGCGAGAGGACAGACCCUCGGCCUUGUUUCCCGUGGGAGCGCUUCCCCUUUAAUUUAUUCUGAAAGAUUCCACUUGCAAAACUCAAAGGCAAAGGUGCAUUUUGUCGGAGGAGAGAGUUUGUAUGUUAACAGGGAGUGUUUUCCAUUAGUUUAAAAUCAGUGUUUCUUGCUACAUGUGUUUGAUGCAAUGGCUGAUGGCUGCUCUGGAAUGAGGACUGUGGGUUGGAUAAGCAAAAAGUCUGUAUUGUGUUGACAUUAUGGGCAUUUCACCAUUUCAGCAGUGGGAUGUAAACAUGUAGGUGCCAUAAUGGAGUGACACGUGGCUGUUUUGGCCUGUUUUACUGAAGAAAGCCACUAACCGGAUUAAAUAAAUCCUUCAGGGUUUUUUGUAAUUUAAACACUAAGAAAAGUAACUGGAAAAGUCGGGUUGAUUUGACUUGUUUCUCACCCGGUAAAGCAAAUGUGUAAUCAGUCUUUGGGCUUGAAACAUUACAUUUUCUUACUUUUCUCAAGUUCUUAAAUAGCAAAACCUUUUUCUUUUUUUUUUUUUCUUUUUUAUUAUUUUAUCUUAAGACCUAAAUCGGCGUAGCAUUUUCUCAGGACUUGAUUCACACUCUCCUUAAACAGCAAUUUCUAAAUGGAGUUUGAGAAUUAUAUGGUGAAACAGUUUACUGGCCAGACUUUGCAUAAAACACAUGUCUGUAAAUUGUGUACUUGUUUAUGCGUCACUCCAGUGCUGCAGCCCAACAUGACGGAGGUGGUGUGGUUGUUUGUUUUAGCAUGACCCAUGCUCUCUGAAGUUAAAUCCGUCUUUGUCUUUUUGUAUGAACCCUGAAUGGUCAAGUUGUUAGUGUUUGGUCAAGCCAGCCACCAAGGAGUAUUGGUUAUUUGCAGCCAAUCCUUCCACCGGGUCUCCUGACAGGCUGUGUGCUCACAGGAGAAUGUGCGCCCUCUCAUGUGGCCGCUCCGGAGGCCAGCACUGACCGCACUUUAGCAUUGCAUGAUGACUCACCGUUGUAGUGACCUAAAGCCAUAACUGAAAAUAUCCCACUGACCGAUGUCCAGAUUCCCACUGUCUUGUUCUCUAACCCACCUCUGCGACUACUAACCCCCACAGAACCAACUGUGAGAGAAAAAGAGAUCAAAUCACAGCUCAGAUACAAUGUGAAUACUGUCAGCAAGUAUUACUGCACAUUUGAAAGAGAAAAAAAAACUCCAUUCCUCAUAAUUCACUUCAAUAUUGGUGCAAUGAUGGCGAUGCUGUAAAUAAGUAGGAGUUACUAGUAACAAUGUCCCUGUUUUGUUUUUGUUUUUUUUUGGUUGUUUUGUUUUUGUUUUUUUGGGUCAUGACAUCUUGAAAAGGUCGCUGUGUUGAUGUGACUCGGUGAAUUCUAACGUGUCAGACUGAGUGUGCAGGGUGCCAUAAGUAAUCAUGGUUCACAUGUUUCAAUUGAAGUCUUAAUUAUGGAAUUUAACAAGCUUUUUGCACAGAAUUUUCUUUUGUACAACCAAUGAGUUUCUCUUUUUUGUCACAUUGUGGAAUUGCAAAACAAAAAUGGCGGUUGCAAAAAAAAAAAAAAAAAAAAAAAAAUGUUGAUCAUUUGGUUGCUUGUAAAUAACCUUUUAUUUUUUAAUUUAUUAACCUUUUCAUUUUAUGGUAUUAAUUGCACUUGGAUUAGCAGAACAAAGGGAGGAUUGUGUCAUUGUUAAUAUUGUGAUGAUGAUGAAAAUGAUGAAUAAAUUUCAUGUUGUUUUCUU